This is a messenger RNA of Silurus meridionalis, 8893 nucleotides long. It is a transcript of the gene flnba, whose product is annotated as filamin-B. Gene Ontology annotation, biological process: actin cytoskeleton organization. The record is from RefSeq and is a predicted model, not a curated record. Lineage: Eukaryota; Metazoa; Chordata; Actinopteri; Siluriformes; Siluridae. Gene Ontology annotation, molecular function: actin filament binding.
CGGAGGAGGCGGUGGUGUAGUGAAGAUCCUGAGCUGCAGGAGAAGCGAGAGUUCAGACGCUGCUCGGUUGAGCGACACGAACGCAUCAAGCAAGGAAACUUCCAUUCUGUACGGCAGAAGUUUCUGUUUCUUUUUCUAUCCUUUCUUUUUUUUUUUUGCGGAAAGCCAGACAACAUGCCCGCGACGGAGAAAGACCUGGCCGAGGACGCGCCGUGGAAGAAGAUCCAGCAGAACACGUUCACGCGCUGGUGCAACGAGCACCUGAAGUGCGUGAACAAGCGGAUAGCUGACCUGCAGAUGGACCUGAAUGACGGGCUGCGGCUCAUCGCCCUGCUCGAGGUGCUCAGCCAGAAGAAGAUGUACCGGAAGUACCACGCCAGGCCCACCUUUCGCCAGAUGAAGCUGGAGAACGUGUCCGUGGCGCUCGAGUUUCUGGACCGCGAGAACAUUCGCCUCGUCUCCAUAGACAGUAAAGCAAUCGUGGACGGAAACCUGAAGCUGAUCCUGGGUCUGGUCUGGACACUCAUUCUGCACUACUCCAUCUCCAUGCCCAUGUGGGAAGAAGACGAGGACGAAGAUUCUAAAAAGGCGACACCCAAGCAGAGGCUCUUGACCUGGGUCCAGAACAAAGUCCCUGACCUGCCCAUCAGUAACUUCAGUCAGGACUGGAGGGAUGGCAGGGCUCUGGGAGCUUUAGUGGACAGCUGUGCUCCAGGUUUGUGUCCUGACUGGGAGACAUGGGACCCAGUGAAGCCAGUGGAAAAUGCUACAGAAGCCAUGCAGCUGGCUGACGAUUGGUUGGGAAUCCCUCAGGUGAUCGCUCCUGAAGAGAUCAUUGACCCAAGUGUGGAUGAGCAGUCUGUCAUGACAUACCUGUCGCAGUUCCCCAAGGCCAAACUCAAACCUGGAGCACCUCUCAAGCCUAAACUCAACCCCAAAAAGGCCCGUGCUUAUGGCCCAGGUAUUGAGCCGGUGGGUAACAGAGUGAUGCAGCCGGCUGUAUUCACUGUGGACACGUUUAGCGCAGGACAGGGACAGGUCACUGUCUACAUUGAGGACCCUGAGGGCAGGAGGGAAGAGGUCAAGGCUGUUCUCAACGAAGGCAAAAAGACCUACAAUGUAACAUACAUUCCUCAAGUGAUGGGACCUCACAAGGUGACUGUGCUGUUUGCUGGCCAAGAAAUUCCCAAAAGCCCUUUCGAAGUAAACGUGGACAAGGCUCAGGGUGACCCCACCAAGGUCACAGCCAAAGGCCCUGGUCUUGAACCAGUGGGCAUCAUUGCGAAUAAACCCACUUACUUUGACAUCUACACAGCAGGUGCUGGUGUGGGUGAUGUAACCGCUGUGAUUAAGGACCCCCAGGGCAAUAAGAACACUGUGGAGGUCAUGAUGGAGGACAAGGGUGACAGUGUGUUUCGCUGCACGUACAGACCCGUUCAGGCCGGUCCUCACACAGUCGCUAUCAUGUUUGGAGGCAUCGCCAUUCCCAAGAGUCCUUACUCUGUGAACGUUGGUCCAGCGUCCACCCCCAGCGCUUGCAGAGCGACCGGCAGAGGCCUGCAGCCCCGAGGAGUACGUGUACGCCAAGUGGCCGACUUCAAGGUGGACACAAGAAACGCAGGCAGUGGUGAUCUGAAGGUCACAGUAAAGGGUCCUAAAGGCCUAGACGAGCAGGUGAAACUGAAAGAAGCCAUGGACGGCGUCUACGCUUAUGAGUAUUAUCCGAACGCUCAGGGCAAGUACACAGUGAGCAUCACGUGGGGUGGACAGCACAUUCCCAAGAGUCCUUUCGAGGUUCUGGUCAGUCCUGAAGCCGGGCCGCAGAAGAUCCGAGCUUGGGGCCCGGGUCUGGAAGAAGGCAUUGUGGGGAAGUCGGCUGACUUUGUGGUCGAGUCUGUUGGCACAGAUGUAGGAGUGCUGGGCUUUGCCAUUGAGGGUCCUUCUCAAGCCCGGAUCGAGUGUGAGGAUCAGAAUGACGGAUCCUGUGACGUCAGGUAUUGGCCUACCGAGCCCGGCGAGUAUGCCGUCCACAUUAUGUGUGACGAUGAGGACAUCGAAGAGAGUCCGUUCAUGGCUUACAUCAUUCCUGACAAUAAAGAAAGCAAUCCUGACCAGGUUAAAGCUUAUGGUCCAGGCCUGGAGAAGACCGGCUGCAUCAUCAACAAGCCUGCAGAGUUCACGGUCGAGGCCAAAGACGCUGGAAAUGGUCCCCUAAAGAUCCUCGCCCAGGACGCGGACGGUAAGCCCAUCGACGUGAAGGUGAAAAGUAAAGGAGACGGUGUGUACUCCUGCUCCUACACUCCAACCUCCGCUAUCAAACACACAGUGGCGGUCACUUGGGGAGGGAUCAACGUUUCCAACAGCCCUUUCAGGGUUCAAGUUGGAAAGGGCAGUCACCCUCACAAGGUGAAAGUGUUCGGUCCGGGAGUGGAGAGAACUGGCCUGAAAGCUCACGAGCCCACACACUUCACUGUAGAUUGCACAGAAGCUGGAGAAGGUGACGUCAGCGUGGGUAUUAAGUGUGACGCGAAUGUGAUCAGCGAUAAAGAAGAAGACGUCGAAUUCGAUAUCAUUCCCAAUGCCAAUGACACCAUUACCGUCAAGUACAUCCCACCAGGGCCCGGACGUCUCACCAUUAAAGUCCUUUUUACAGAUCAAGAAAUUCCUGCCAGUCCAUUCCGUGUCAAAGUGGAUCCAUCGCACGAUGCGUCCAAAGUUAAGGCCGAGGGUCCUGGAAUCGCUCGAGCAGGUGUGGAGAGUGCCAGGCCCACUCAUUUCACCGUCUUCACCAAAGGAGCAGGGAAAGCACCGGUGGAUGUCCAGUUCUCCGGUCCAAACAGAGGACAAGCUGUGCGAGAUUUUGAGAUCAUCAACAACUUCGAUUAUUCCUACACUGUCAAGUACACACCAGUCCAGCAGGGAGAAAUGGUGAUCAUUGUGACUUUUGGAGGUGACCCCAUCUCUAAAAGUCCAUUUGCUGUGGGAGUGGGAGCACCACUUGACCUCAGCAAAAUCGAAGUGGACGGCCUGGAAAGCAGAGUCGAGGUCGGUCAGGAUCAGGAAUUUGCAGUAGGCACUCAGAAUGCCGGUGGUCAGGGCAAACUGGAAGCUCGGAUUACCAGCCCAACAGGCAAAUCUGUGCCUUGUGUAAUGGAGCCACAGCUUGGUAAAGGAGCCAGCCUUGUCCGAUACAUCCCAAAAGAGGAGGGUGCCUAUGCUGUAGAGGUCUUCUAUGAUGGCAACCCAGUGCCAGGGAGCCCUUUUACUGUGGAUGCUACACUGCCACCUGAUCCCAGCAAGGUCAAAGCUUAUGGUCCAGGGUUGAAAGGAGGAUUGGUUGGGAGUCCUGCGGAAUUCACAAUCGACACCAAUGGCGCAGGAACAGGUGGCCUUGGUCUGACUGUAGAGGGUCCCACCGAAGCCAAAAUCGAGUGUUCGGAUAACGGUGACUGCACAUGCUCCGUAUCCUACCUUCCCACUGAGCCUGGCGAAUACCUUGUUAACAUCUUGUUUGAAAACACACACAUACCCGGAUCUCCUUUCCACGCUGACAUCCAGUACCCCUUUGACCCCUCAAAGGUGGUGGCCUCAGGUUCAGGGCUGAAACGUGGUAAAGUGGGCGAGAUCAGCGUGCUCAACGUGGACUGUGCCAAAGCCGGGCCUGGAAAGUUGACGUUGGAGGCUGUGCCUGAUGUGGGCUCCAAGGCGAAGACAGAAGUGCUGGACAAUAAGGAUGGAACUUACACUGUGACUUACAUGCCACUGACAUCGGGCAUGUACACACUGUUGCUUAAGUAUGGAGGGAAGGCCGUCCCACAGUUCCCUGCCAAAGUGGUGGUGGAUCCAGCAGUCGACACCAGCAAGGUGAAGGUGUUUGGGCCAGGAGUGGUUGGUGAAGGUGUCUUUAGAGAGGCCACCACUGACUUCACUGUCGAUGCUCGGGCUUUGAACAAAGUAGGAGGACAGCACAUAAAAGCUGAGAUUAAGAACCCAUCUGGUGCUCCUACAGACUGCACCAUCGAUGACCAGGGCGAUGGCACUUAUAAAGUCGAGUAUACUCCAUUUGAGAAUGGUGUUCAUGCUAUCGAGGUGCUCUAUGAUGAGACUCCUCUGCCUAAGAGCCCGUUCCAGGUAGAAGUUAGUGAGGGUUGUGAUCCCACUCGAGUUGUAGCUGAAGGCCCUGGAUUGGAAGAAGCGCUAACCAACAAACCGAAUAAGUUCUCGAUAAUCACAAGGGGAGCUGGUAUCGGUGGCCUGGGCAUCACGGUUGAGGGCCCAUCUGAAUCCAAGAUGUCCUGCAAAGACAACAAGGAUGGCAGCUGUGAUGUCGAGUACACUCCUUACAUUCCUGGACCUUAUGAUGUGAACAUUACAUAUGGAGGACAGCACAUUCCAGGAAGUCCAUUCAGAGUGCCAGUUAAGGACAUGGUGGACUCUAGUAAAGUAAAGCUUUCAGGGCCUGGAGUGGGUUCAGCUGUUCGUGCCAAGAUCCCUCAGACUUUCACUGUGGAUUGCAGCAAGGCUGGAAUAGCACCAUUGUCUGUAGCUGUAACAGGCCCUAAAGGCGUGGCUGAGCCGGUUCAAGUAAAGGAUAACGGAGACGGAACGCACACCGUAGCAUACACGCCCUCUGUGGAAGGUCCUUACUCGGUAGCGGUCAAGUACGCAGAGGAAGAGAUCCCACGCAGCCCGUUUAAACUGCGUGUCCUGCCCACACACGACGCCAGUAAAGUUCGUGCCAGCGGGCCGGGACUGACUACAAGCCUGCCUGCCAGCCUCCCUGUCGAGUUUACCAUCGAUGCCAAGGAUGCAGGAGAGGGUCAGCUAUCAGUCGAGAUAACUGACAAAGAGGGAAAAGCGAAAAAGAUCAACGUUCAGGAUAACCAGGACGGGACAUACCAAGUGUCGUAUGUGCCCGAUAAAGUGGGACGCUACACCAUCGUCAUCAAAUAUGGAGGCGACGAGAUUCCGACUUCUCCGUAUAGAGUGCGGGCAACUACUACGGGAGACGCUAGCAAGUGCACAGCCACUGGUCCUGGCAUCGGGCCUACCAUCGGCAUUGGAGAAGAGGUGGGCUUUGUGGUGAACACGAAAGGUGCAGGGAAAGGGAAGGUCUCAUGCGUCGUGGUCACACCCGAUGGAACCGAGGUGGAGGCGGAGGUCAUCGAGAACGAGGACGGCACCUUCGACAUCUUCUACACUGCACUCAAGCCUGGGACCUACGUCAUCUACGUGCGAUUCGGUGGAGAAAACAUCCCUCACAGCCCUUUUAAAGUCAUGGCUACUGAUGAGGCUCCUUUGCUGCAGCAGCAGUCACUCCAGCAGAAUCAAGUCGCUCCAGGCGCCGGCUUCCAGCCCUGGGUCACGGAUGGUGCUUACGUUCCUGUGAGCAGUAUGAACGGCGCUGGCUUCCGGCCAUUCGACAUGGUGAUCCCCUUCACUCUUAGCAAGGGUGAAAUCACAGGCGAAGUUCACAUGCCAUCAGGCAAAACAGCUCAGCCCGAGAUCAUCGACAACAAGGACGGCACAGUCACUGUAAAAUAUGCUCCAACAGAGGCGGGACUCCACGAGAUGCACAUUAAAUACAAUGGCUUGCACAUACCAGAGAGUCCUCUACAGUUCUAUGUCAACAACGCUAACAGUCCCAAUGUGACCGCGAACGGCCCAGGCCUCGUGUAUGGUGUUGCUAACAAACCAGCUACUUUUACCAUCUACACUGAGGAUGCUGCAGAAGGUGGACUUGACCUGGCUGUCGAAGGCCCGUCAAAGGCAGAGAUCAGUUGCAUUGACAACAAGGAUGGCACUUGUACGGUCACGUAUAUUCCUACACUACCUGGAGAUUACAACAUUCUGGUGCGUUAUAAUGACAAGCACAUAGCUGGCAGCCCCUUUACUGCCAGGAUCACAGAAGACAACAAAAGGAGGUCUCAGGUAAAGCUGGGCUCAGCAGCUGACUUUGCACUGGAUAUCACAGAAACGGACCUCAGUCAGCUCACAGCUAGCAUCAAAGCUCCCUCAGGUCGUGAUGAACCCUGUCUCCUCAAGAGGCAGCCGAACAACCACAUUGGUAUUUCUUUCAUUCCCAGAGAAGUCGGCGAGCACUUGGUCAGCAUUAAGAAGAACGGACGCCAUGUUGCCAACAGUCCCAUCUCCAUCAUGGUGGUGCAGUCUGAGAUUGGAGACGCCAGCAGGGUGAAGGUGUUCGGGCCGGGCCUGGUGGAAGGUCACACAUUCCAGAUGGCUGACUUUAUAGUGGACACGAGAGAUGCUGGUUAUGGAGGACUGGCUCUGUCCAUUGAAGGCCCAAGCAAGGUGGACAUUCAGACAGAGGACAUGGACGAUGGGACCUGUGGUGUUGCCUACUGUCCUACAGAGCCCGGUACCUAUGUAGUGUCCAUUAGGUUUGCAGAAGAGCACGUUCCUGGGAGUCCAUUCAGUGUGAAAGUAACAGGAGAAGGACGAAUCCGUGAGAGUAUCAGCCACCGCCAACGAGCCGCUUCGGUUGCCACAGUUGGAAGUGCUUGUGAUCUUAACCUGAGGAUCCCAGAGAUCGACGUCCAUGACCUCUCUGCUCAGGUCACCAGCCCAUCAGGCACUACAGAACCUGCUGAGAUCGUAGCAGUGGGCAACCACACCUACUGUGUGCGCUUCGUCCCUCAUGAGAUGGGCGUGCAUACGGUAAAUGUGAAGUACCGCAGACAGCAUGUCCCAGGCAGCCCCUUCCAGUUCACUGUUGGCCCUCUGGGAGAAGGAGGGGCCCAGAAGGUGCGAGCAGGAGGCCCUGGGCUGGAGAAAGCAGAGAUUGGUGUUCCAGCCGAGUUCAGUAUCUGGACUCGUGAGGCGGGAGCUGGAAGUCUGUCCAUCGCUGUGGAGGGUCCCAGCCGAGCAGAAAUCUUUGAGGACAGGAAAGAUGGAUCAUGUGGCGUUUCUUAUGUAGCUCAGGAACCUGGUGACUAUGAGGUGUCUGUGAAAUUCAAUGACCAGCACAUCCCUGACAGCCCUUACCUGGUGCCCGUGUGUGCUCCUCCACACGAUGCCCGGCGCCUUACUGUUACCAGUCUUCAGGAGUCAGGCCUCAAAGUAAACCAGCCAGCUUCAUUCGCAGUGCGUCUAAACGGUGCUCAAGGCGCCAUCGACGCCAAAGUCCACAGUCCCUCCGGAGCUCUUGAGGAUUGUGUGGUUUCCGAACUAGAACAAGACAAGUACGCCAUCCGUUUUAUCCCACGAGAGAACGGCAUUCACGCUAUCGAUGUGAAGUUUAACAGCACGCACAUACCGGGCAGCCCAUUCCAGGUGAGAGUUGGGGAGCCAGGACAGGGCGGAGACGCUGGACUUGUUACUGCUUACGGCUCUGGAUUAGAAAGAGGAACUACAGGCAUCCAGUCUGAUUUCAUCAUCAACACCAGCAAAGCAGGACCAGGCUCCCUGGCAGUGACCGUUGAAGGACCUUCAAAAGUAAAGCUUGAGUGCCAGGAAUGUCCUGAAGGCUUCAGAGUGCACUACACACCAAUGGCCCCUGGAAACUACCUGAUCAGCAUCAAAUACGGUGGUCCUAAUCACAUCACAGGCAGUCCUUUCAAGGCCAAAGUUACAGGCUCCCGGCUUGUGAACGUAACCAACGCCAGCGAGACCUCCACACUGAUGGUGGAUCCUGCAGUCCGAGCGCACACUGCCAGCUCCUCCAGGGCUGCCUCUGAUGCCAGCAAAGUGACCAGUCGAGGCCCAGGUCUCAGCAAGGCCUAUGUGGGUCAGAAAGCCAGCUUCUCUGUGGACUGCAGCAAAGCGGGCAAGAACAUGCUUCUGGUUGGAGUUCUCGGACCUCAGACCCCGUGCGAGGAGAUCAUGGUCAAGCACGUGGGCAGCAUGCAGUACAACGUCAGCUACGUCCUGAAGGAGCGUGGAAACUACGUUCUGGCGGUGAAGUGGGGCGACGAACACAUCCCCGGCUCACCUUUCCAUAUCACAGUGCCUUAAAUCCGACGCUAAUAAUAACCAUCACGGGAGCAAUAAGAGAAAACACAGCCAAACCAUCCACCACUUAAUCACGCCUCAUAUCGAUGACUAAAUUGCACUUGAUUUUGUAGUUUGUACCUGAUGCUUGGACUGUGCUUAAGUUGCAAAUCCUUCGACAUGAUUGAUCAAGUUUCUUUCUCCAGGGGCACAAAAAACAGAUUUGCAAACGUAGAUGGUUGGAUUCAGGUGUCAGUCUGAAGAGUCUCCAUUCCAUUGAUCUCUUAUUUACUACUGAUGCUGUUAUUGUCUGGUUUUUAUUUUUCAUUAAUGUCUUCUUUUUUUUAUUAUUAUUCGAAUUCUCGUACCUGCUGCGUAACCUGGACUACUGCGAUUGUUUACAUGUUCAUGAAUCAAAUGAUGCUCCACUUAAGUUAAUGAUCGAACCACUUUGACAGCACAUUUAUAAUUCACUCGAUUAGAUCUUAAUCAUAUCCAAACUGUAUUUGGUUUAGUUCGAUAGCUGGACAAGAUGUGAAUAGCGAAGUGAUGGCGGAAGUGCAUGAAGAAUGCAUCCAGUCCAUAAUCAUGUUUUUUUUUUUAAUUAUUUUCUUUUUUUUUCAUUUGCAGCAUUGAACAAUGUUUGUUAAGCAAGUUUUUCUAACAGAGCAUUUAAAUUGAAAUAUCCACCCCUCCAGAACACGCAGUAUCUCUGAGUUUAAUAGCGGUUACAGUAGUGACAGAUUUACGAGGGUAUUUUCAUGUAUACUGGUAUUUGUCUUAUCUUAGUUUUGAUAAGGUAUAAAGUAUUUUUUUUUCUUAAGGUUUUAAAAGCAGAAAUGCUAUUAUUAGUCCCGGGUGCCUUAAUGUGAAAUGAUGUACAUUUUGGAAAUUUAAAACAAACUGGAAUAAAGAUUUAAAAGAAACAAAACACACAAAAAAA